CGGAAGAAAAGUUCCCCGAAACUUCGGUCAGGUGGUAUUUCUUGCAACGGCGGCCACCAUGUGGAGUAUCCGUCUUCGCGGGCCGCGCGGCAAGCAGGUGGUGCUGAAGAUCGACUCGGACGCCAACUUUAAAACGUUCUCAGGUUCAUGGACUGCGUGGUGUGAGUGCUUGCCUCUUCGUAUUGGCUGAGUGUCUGAUAAUUACGUUCUACAGAGCUCGCAGUGAAGGAACUGGGGCUGCAGACAAAAGACUCACCUACUUGUACGUGGCCGAAGCUACUGUGGAUGAUUGUACUUGAUCUUGAGUUUGUACUUUGUGCUGCAGUUCGCAAAGGUUUUCCGCCUCGACCAGUAGAAGUGGAUGGCUCGGCGCUGGUCAAGUUCGUCUUUGAGGCCAACGACACGGUGGUGGUGGACACGAGCUCAGGCACUGCAGCUCCGAUGCAAGCUGCUAGUGCUGCAAAGAAGCCUCCACCGAGACCAAAGCGAGCUGCUGCAAAGAAGACGCAGGCUGCGGCUAAAGCACCGAGAGGUGGAGUACAUACGCUGCACCCAACGACCAGUGCGAAGAAGAAGGCCCCGCCGAAGCGGAAAAUCACAGGCAGUGGUCAUCAGCUUGGUAGCUCGUUGGAGAAUAACCCAUCGGAAGAUGCAGAGGCUGUGGGUGAUGGUGAAGGCGAGCCACAACGCAAAUAUCGCCGCAGUAAAGCGAUUAACCUCACGUCCAAGGAAGAUGUGGAGAUCAGUCUGGUGAACGCUGUGAGUGGGCAAUCUCACGGCCGUGCCGCCAAGUUCUUCCGUGCGGCGACGAAGAAUGCAGUGGAGCAUCAAUACGAGAUAACACUGGCCACGUCUAGACUGAAUGCAGCGUUGGCACAUAACUAUGAGAUCGAAGAGCUAUCGACCACCCGACGUGCUGAUGGGAGCGCUGCUAAGCUGCGCGUUCGCUUUAAGGAGACACCGCGCACGUGGAAGGAAGAGAUAGUGGAUCUGCUAAAGACAGACGAACUGCAGGCCAUUCUGAAAUAUGUAUUGAUAUCGGGGGGCGAGACUGGACGAGAAAUGCUCAAGCCAUUCAACAUGGCGCAAGUGUCUACCAGAGUGUUUUGGAGUAUUGCGCGCUUGUACGAUGGAGAUGUUGCUGUUGGACUAGCCGAUCUUGUACCCGAUGAAGAUUGGUCAUUCUUAGACGCUCGUACGCGUGUUAUGUCCGAGAAAGCUAUGGAGGCAAAGGUAAAUGAAGAGCAGUAUAAGUUGUGGAAGCAAGGAAAGCAAGGAACUAUCCGGAGUAGCCGUACAUCUUCUUUGAAACCGGAGAGUAAGGUGGAAGCAAAGCCCACACGACGUUCUGCAGCUAAGGAGACGAAGCCUGAAGUCAUUUCUGUGGACUCCUGUGACGAAGACGAGGCUAAACAAGAGGCAGCAGAGCCAAAGCGACCAGUAGCUCAGACGCCUGCUCUGUCAGCGAAAGAGGCAACUCCGAACACCCUGCGUAGCGCAGCGGCACAAGCUGCGCUGGCCCGGUUUGACCGAAGUGCGCAUACAAGUGCUCUUGUAUCUGCUUUUCUCCCAGUAACCCAAUCGUCUAUCAAGAAAGAAACGGCGGUCGACGAAGAGGAUACCGAAUCUGAGGAGGAAAUCGAGGAAGCCAUUACGGUGUACUGCGAUGCAUGCAAGAAAGCUCGUAUUUUAUCUGCAGAGGAAGCAGCAAACGCUGAUCUGGAUAAAGAUCCGUGGACCUGUACCAAUUUGGCGAAGGCUGGACGCAGCGGCGAGUGCGACGCUAUCGACGAUGAAGUGGCACAGAUCGCGGGCAGCCCCAUUGCUGAUUGGUUACUUAAGGCUUCCAUCACUACUCGGCUAGAACUAGCGGACGCUUCUGUGGGUGCCACAAUGCAUUCUCUUGUGAAUCCACUGGACCCAUCAGCUCAGAUGCUACAGGUAAAGCUUGAAAAGCUGAUCGAUGAGGUGAGUAUACCUGGAGUUGAUGAUGGGCAACACCGUGCUAACUUGUACAUGUGAAUGAAAUAGGCGCGUCUUGAUGAGGUGAACGACUGGAUGGCGGAAAUUGCUGGUGAGCCUGUAGUGGUGCAACAACUGGAGCUUCAGAAGCUUGGCACGCCUGCCGAUUUGAUUGCCACACCGACCGACUUGAUCCUCGAUGCUGUUGCCAAUGCUGUUGAUGUUUCUCUCGAGGUGGUUAGUUCCUGGCAGACUCGUGCCCAAGCUUUGGUGGAGAAGCACCCCUGGUUGGCAGAAUGGCGAACGCUAUAGCGCCACCUUUUGUCGACGAAGACAAGUAUGUGAUGCUGGCCACUGCUUCGAUAUUCACAGCUAUUUGAAAACGAAAUGAAAAAGUUAUAUUUCUUCCGCUUCCAGGCUUUCUGUUCUACACAUGCAGAAGGCGACAAACGGCCCAUGAAAUGGUUCGUUCUGCCCCCUUUCAUUGUCGCUUCGCCUCCCGCCA
Molecule: messenger RNA, 2467 nt
Organism: Phytophthora nicotianae INRA-310
Lineage: Eukaryota; Oomycota; Peronosporomycetes; Peronosporales; Peronosporaceae
Exons: 3
Coding region: 286-2022 (578 amino acids)
Molecular function (GO): zinc ion binding
Source: RefSeq, a predicted model, not a curated record